Eurytemora carolleeae is the source of this 1731-nucleotide messenger RNA. RefSeq names its product nucleolysin TIA-1. Bases 81 to 1286 code for a protein of 401 amino acids. Gene Ontology annotation, molecular function: mRNA binding. The record is from RefSeq and is a predicted model, not a curated record. Lineage: Eukaryota; Metazoa; Arthropoda; Copepoda; Calanoida; Temoridae. The transcript is spliced from 13 exons.
AAAACGAGAAAGCCGUUUUAGAAAUCAAGAAACGCAUGCGCAUAGCCUCGUUCAUCGUUUAUUCCUAACAAUCGAACAAGAUGAAUCCUUCGUUUGAUAGUUCUGGAGCUCCUAAAACCCUCUAUGUAGGAAACCUUCCCCUUCAGGCCACAGAAGAUCUUAUUGUAGUUCUCUUUAAUCAAAUUGGACCUGUUAAGGGUUGUAAAAUUAUCCGUGAUCCUGGAUCUGAUCCAUAUUGUUUUGUUGAGUUCCAACACCAUCAAGCGGCCAGUGCUGCACUCACAGCCAUGAAUAAAAGAUCGAUCAUGGGGAAGGAGAUGAAGGUGAACUGGGCCUCCACACCAGGACAAGGUGGAGGGCCGGCCCAAGCUGUUACACAGAAGAAAGAUACCUCUGAGCAUCAUCACAUAUUUGUCGGUGAUCUCUCUCCGGAGAUAGAAAACGAUACUUUAAGAAACGCUUUCACCCCGUUUGGAGAGAUCUCAGACUGCAAGGUUGUAAAGGACCCACUAACAAACAAAUCCAAGGGCUAUGGUUUCGUCUCUUUUGUGCGUAAAGUUGACGCACAGUCCUCUAUAGAGCAGAUGAACGGACAGUGGUUAGGUAGCAGAUCAAUCAGAACCAAUUGGGCUACAAGGAAACCUGCAACCGCCGGCGGUUAUGUUGGUGGGAAAUCGUUGAAUUACGAUGAGGUAUUCAGACAGUCAUCGCCGACAAAUUGCACCGUCUACGUCGGCGGUAUGACAACCGGCGACGAAGUUGUGCUCAGGGAAGCUUUUAAGCUUUACGGUAAAAUCCUGGAGAUCAGAUAUUUCAAGGACAAGGGAUAUGCAUUUGUGAGAUUCGAUAACAAGGAAUCUGCGUGUAGCGCUAUUGUUGCCUGUCAUCUGACCGAGGUGGGCGGUCUGGUCAUCAAGUGCUCCUGGGGCAAGGAGGGUGUCAUGACCGACCAGGCCAAGGAUCCCUUCAGCAACUACGAGAAGCACAAGGUUGUUAGCUCAACGGCUAAGCCGGGCGCGAAGCGUCCUCUGGAGGACGAGGACGAUGAGUAUUCGUUCAAGCGCCAACCGCCGCCCCCGGGCUAUGGACCAGGUCCAGGUGCCCCACCCGGACCUCCUCCUCCAGGGUACAACCAAGGGUACAACCAAGGGUACAACCAGGGACCUGGGUACAUGCAGGGACCGGGACCAGGCUACAUGCACCACCAGUAUUCAGGACCAUCAUACGGCUACAACCAAGGAUACGGAGGCCCACAGGGCGGACCGCGUUACGGUGGCCCUCAGUAAAGACAGAACCGGUUUCCACAAAACAAACAAACAACCCUAAAAACAAUCUCAAGUAUUCAGCUGAAUGCAAUAGCACAGUGUGUUCCAAUUGUGUUUUCUGCAAUAGUGUGUGCCCCCCGGCCCUCCCCCCAAUAUUUCCUGUAAUAUUUCUUCCGAAAACAUCAACGAACGGGUUUCAACGACGCUGCGUAGAAUAUUUUCUUCAAAUCAACGACGCUGCGUAGAAUAUUUCCUUCAGAUCAACGACACUGCGUAUAAUUUCUCUCUCCAGAUCAACGACACUGCGUAGAAUUUCUCUCUCCAGAUCAACUAUAAUGAGAAUAAAAUGUUCGUUUCCUAAACUUAUUAAAUCAAAUAUUUUUUGAUUUAAUAUUUCUGUUUUUCUUUGUAGCAUGUUUUCAUAAUGAGUUCAACCUUCUAACUAAAAUAUACAUAUUAAAAUCCA